This is a messenger RNA of Bombus pyrosoma, 1095 nucleotides long. RefSeq names its product peptidyl-prolyl cis-trans isomerase B-like. Gene Ontology annotation, molecular function: peptidyl-prolyl cis-trans isomerase activity. Gene Ontology annotation, cellular component: intracellular membrane-bounded organelle. Gene Ontology annotation, biological process: protein peptidyl-prolyl isomerization; protein folding. The record is from RefSeq and is a predicted model, not a curated record. The transcript has 5 exons. Lineage: Eukaryota; Metazoa; Arthropoda; Insecta; Hymenoptera; Apidae. Bases 51 to 812 code for a protein of 253 amino acids.
UCUCCGCGCGGUGCUUCUGCUCGCAUUUAAGCGAGCGUCCGAGUUGAACGAUGAAGCAGAAACUAUCAGAGAAUCCGAAGCAUUCUGGAUGGAAUCGUACAGCCAUGAAGAUCUUGCUGGCGAUAGCCUGUCUGGUUGCAUUGGCCGCAACUUUAGAGAAUACUGAGAAUCUCACCGUCACUGAUCGAGUGUACCUGGACAUCAUGAUAGACGAUCAUCCAGCAGGAAGAAUCGUUAUUGGACUAUUCGGUGAUGUCGUGCCUAAGACAACAAAAAAUUUCAUCACUUUAGCCACUGAUGGGGUAGGAGGGAAAACGUACAAGGGUAGUAGGUUUCAUCGAGUAAUUAAGAAGUUUAUGAUACAAGGUGGAGAUAUAGAGAAUGACGAUGGCACUGGAUCGAUCAGCGUCUAUGGAAAAUACUUCGACGAUGAGAAUUUUGUCCUUGGCCAUAAUGGGCCCAUGUAUGUCAGUAUGGCAAAUGCUGGAAAGAAUACGAAUGGUUGUCAAUUCUUUAUUACAACUGUUCCCACACCGUGGCUAGAUGGAAAGCACACUGUAUUUGGAAAGGUAAUCGAAGGGGAAGAUGUAGUUUUUAAGAUCGAACAGACGAAAACCGACGCUGAUGAUAUACCGAUUAAACAUGUGGUUAUCUUCGAAUGUGGGUCUAUCCCUACCUCGUAUCCAUUUAAAGUGGAUGAUAACGUUUACAAUAUUUGGGCGUGGAUAAAAGCGACGUGUGUGCCGCUGAGUUUCAGCUUCUCUAUUCUCGCCUUUUUCCACUGGGUCAUGAAGAAAUUGGAUGUUGAUUAACUCUAUAAUAUAUAUUAUACGAACUUUGAAAAUUUUUAAUCGCGACCAUAAUUAAAAAAAAUCACGCUAUCAGAAGUGGCAAACGACGAUAAAAACUCCAUGUCAUAAUUUUAUAAUCAUUAAAAGAAGAAGAAAAUGAGAAAACAAAAACAUUAACUUGAAAUAAACGUAUAAAAUUAAAUCAGGCUCCAAGGGCCUCAGGGUUGAAAAUUUUAAAAUUACAUUUGUUUCCCAAAUUUCUAUCAAUCGUUUACUAAUAAUAUAUUCCAAAAAUAAGAUCAGA